Messenger RNA from Suncus etruscus (white-toothed pygmy shrew), 2788 nucleotides. It is a transcript of the gene RFX3, whose product is annotated as regulatory factor X3. Gene Ontology annotation, biological process: regulation of transcription by RNA polymerase II. The record is from RefSeq and is a predicted model, not a curated record. Lineage: Eukaryota; Metazoa; Chordata; Mammalia; Eulipotyphla; Soricidae. Gene Ontology annotation, cellular component: nucleus. Gene Ontology annotation, molecular function: DNA-binding transcription factor activity, RNA polymerase II-specific; RNA polymerase II cis-regulatory region sequence-specific DNA binding.
CUCAGUUUCCAGAGUUGUUGGUGACAGUUGAGGCACUUGAAAAGAGUUUCCCUCUUCCCCUCCCUUCUUCAUCACUGUUCGUUUUUUUUUUUUUUUUUUUUUAUCCUUUGAGAGAGGUGAAAUUGAAGUCAAGUUGUUCAUAAAGAAUGUAUGAAGCUUCUCAACUUAAAACUCCCAGCACUGUUGAAGAAUAUAGCACAGUUGCAUCAGUAAUGAUGGCUCACUCAACUGGGAGCAUCUCUCUGGAGACCAUCAUGCAGACAUCAGAGACUGGGUCGGACACAGGUUCGACAGUGACCUUACAGACAUCUGUGGCUAGUCAAGCAGCAGUGCCUACCCAGGUGGUCCAGCAAGUACCAGUACAACAACAGGUACAGCAGGUACAGACUGUACAGCAGGUACAACAUGUCUAUCCAGCUCAGGUGCAGUAUGUGGAAGGAAGUGAUACUGUCUAUACCAAUGGAGCAAUCCGAACAACAACUUACCCUUACACAGAAACACAGAUGUACAGCCAAAACACUGGAGGGAAUUACUUUGAUACUCAAGGGAGUUCUGCACAAGUGACUACAGUGGUUUCAUCCCACAGUAUGGGAACUGGUGGAAUUCAGAUGGGCGUCACAGGAGGGCAACUCAUUAGCAGCUCUGGAGGAACUUAUCUGAUUUGCAAUUCAAUGGAGAAUUCUGGUCACUCAGUGACACACACUACUCGGGCCUCUCCAGCAACAAUUGAAAUGGCGAUUGAGACGCUCCAAAAGUCUGACGGUCUGUCCACUCACAGAAGCUCUCUUCUCAACAGCCAUCUCCAGUGGCUGUUGGAUAAUUAUGAGACAGCAGAAGGAGUGAGUCUUCCCAGAAGCACUCUAUACAACCACUACCUACGACACUGUCAGGAACACAAACUGGAUCCAGUCAAUGCUGCUUCUUUUGGAAAACUAAUAAGAUCAAUUUUCAUGGGACUACGAACCAGGAGAUUGGGAACGAGAGGAAACUCCAAGUACCAUUACUAUGGGAUUCGUGUUAAGCCAGAUUCUCCUCUUAAUCGUCUACAAGAAGACAUGCAAUAUAUGGCUAUGAGACAACAACCCAUGCAACAGAAACAAAGGUACAAGCCUAUGCAGAAAGUGGAUGGGGUUGCAGAUGGUUUCACAGGAAGUGGUCAGCAGACAGGCACAUCUGUUGAGCAAACUGUAAUUGCCCAAAGCCAACAUCAUCAACAGUUUUUAGAUGCAUCUCGAGCACUUCCAGAGUUUGGAGAAGUUGAAAUCUCUUCUCUGCCAGAUGGUACUACCUUUGAGGAUAUCAAGUCACUGCAGAGUCUUUAUCGAGAGCACUGUGAGGCAAUAUUGGAUGUUGUUGUGAAUCUUCAAUUUAGCCUAAUAGAAAAAUUGUGGCAAACAUUCUGGCGCUAUUCUCCUUCUACUCCAACUGACGGCACUACCAUUACCGAAUCAAGCAAUCUGAGUGAAAUAGAAAGUCGACUUCCGAAAGCAAAGCUGAUAACUCUGUGCAAACAUGAGUCUAUCCUGAAAUGGAUGUGUAACUGUGACCAUGGGAUGUACCAGGCUUUGGUGGAGAUUCUCAUCCCCGACGUCCUUAGACCUAUUCCUAGUGCCUUGACCCAAGCCAUUCGAAAUUUUGCAAAAAGCCUUGAAGGUUGGCUCUCCAAUGCCAUGAACAAUAUUCCACAAAGAAUGAUACAAACCAAGGUUGCCGCUGUAAGUGCCUUUGCCCAGACUCUGCGAAGAUACACGUCACUAAAUCACCUGGCCCAGGCGGCUCGUGCAGUGCUUCAGAACACUUCUCAGAUCAACCAGAUGCUUAAUGAUCUCAACCGUGUUGACUUUGCCAAUGUCCAGGAGCAGGCUUCCUGGGUGUGUCAGUGUGAUGACAACAUGGUUCAGAGACUAGAAACAGACUUUAAGAUGACUCUUCAACAGCAGAGCACCCUGGAGCAGUGGGCUGCAUGGCUUGACAAUGUGAUGAUGCAAGCACUCAAACCCUAUGAAGGACGACCCAGUUUUCCUAAAGCUGCCAGGCAAUUUCUACUAAAAUGGUCUUUCUACAGCUCAAUGGUUAUUCGGGAUUUAACCUUACGCAGUGCUGCUAGCUUUGGCUCCUUCCACCUGAUCCGUCUACUCUACGACGAAUACAUGUUCUAUUUAGUAGAACAUCGUGUUGCUCAGGCAACAGGAGAGACCCCCAUUGCUGUCAUGGGAGAGUUUGGUGAUUUGAAUGCUGUGUCUCCUGGAAAUCUGGAUAAAGAUGAAGGCAGUGAAGUGGAAAGUGAAAUGGAUGAAGAACUAGAUGACUCUUCAGAACCUCAAGCCAAAAGAGAGAAAACUGAGCUGAACCAGGCAUUUCCAGUGGGCUGCAUGCAGCCUGUCCUGGAGAGUGGCGUGCAACCAACCCUUCUGAAUCCAAUCCAUAGUGAGCACAUCGUUACAAGUACUCAGACUAUCAGACAGUGCAGCGCUACAGGAAAUACCUACACUGCAGUCUAAAGAAUAUUAAAGCAUAUUUUUCCAGCUAACAUUAACCCUGUUGAUAUUGGGCUUAAGUUGAAGUUUUAAUAAGCCUGAAGGUCGACUGUUGUCAAAUUCUAUCUGUGCUGAACAUUACUUUUGGAGUUGUGAAAUGGAAUGGGUGUAUGUAUUUCACCAGACUUUUUUUAUGUAAACAGAUUAUUUGCCUCUUAAUCAGAGUUUUUUUCCCCUUAGUUUCAGGUGUCAGGAGGAUUUUUACAACACUUAAUGUUUUUGUUUUCUUAUAAUUAAAAAGUAAUUUACAU